This is a messenger RNA of Oncorhynchus masou masou (cherry salmon), 3103 nucleotides long. RefSeq lists its product as uncharacterized. The record is from RefSeq and is a predicted model, not a curated record. Bases 154 to 1188 code for a protein of 344 amino acids. The transcript has 8 exons. Lineage: Eukaryota; Metazoa; Chordata; Actinopteri; Salmoniformes; Salmonidae.
CGUUCGCCGCCAUUGCAAGCAAAACGAGUGCACAGAUGACGAACAACACACAACACUUCACAACAUGCGAUUUGGCUCGCUUGUUUGAACCAAAAUUAACCGAUAACUUUACCUGAAUGUGUUUCAACAAAAGUUCCAGCUUCAGCAGAUAAAAUGUCGGCUUUUAUUGCCCACCCUUCGGUGCGGAUCAGGGGCACAGAGCACACCUACAACCCAGUGUUGUGUCAGGAUGACAACUGCUCAGGCAAGGACAAGGGCACUCAUAUGCACUGUCCUCUCUGCACUGUGGUCGAGGCCUAUCAUGACCCUCUUAUCCUACGGGCUCAUUACCGCAUUAAACAUGUUGACAAGGGUAUCGACUUUGCUGGCCUAAAAGUGCUUCGAUGCUGCAACCACUGUGAGAUCGUGGGCACCAUCAAAGGGGAGAAGAGGUUCAAGGGGGCACACUGGCACUGCUACCGCUGCCGAAAUGGCUUCAACCGCCGAGACGAGGCCAUCAAACACUAUAAGACCCACUUCCGGAACCCCCACACCACCUUCCAGAUACAGGUCACACAGGAGGUGAACAGCCGACAGUAUUAUGACCAGAGUCCGGAGGCCCACCCUAAAGCCUAUGGAGGGCUGGAAGUGUGUACGGGCUCUGGGGUGGAGGGCGGAGACAUUGGGACUAUCAUGGCGCAGCCAAUCCCCAACACAGCCAACACGGAUACUCUGCUCACUGUGGAACCCAAGGUUUCAUAUAUGUCUCAUGAUUUGUGCAGCGUGAACAAUGGGAUCCUAGUGGCAGCCGAAGAGGAGGUGGGGCCUUCCCAGCAUACCCUGGACCAGACCCAGACGCUGGUUCUCAUGGACCCAGAUGGACAGGGAGGCAACCUGAUUUACGAGGAGGCGGCCAGUAUUAUCUCUGAACAGGGCGGGGAGAGUCUGGAGCAGGCCCUACAUAUAGAGAAGCAUCUGCUGGAGCUCCACCAGCAAAAUGUGACCUUGCGGCAGGAGAAGGACGCCAUGGAGAAGAGGCUAAGGGCAGAGAUCCACAGACUAAACGAACAGGUGGCCAGUGUGGUGCAGGCCAACAUCAAGAUGUUUGAGGAGCUAAAGCUAUACCGCUCUGCAGAGAACAGCCAGCAGAGAAUCGAUCAGCUGGCUUCCAUGUCUUCUCCCUGGACCUCCUCAAUGUCCACCUCUUGAACAUCAGACUCUGGGGCCUAUUCUUCACUGUCACUUUCCAACCUUGUUGAGGAUGGCUCUUUGUCAGGCUCAAAUUUGCCCGGAUGGACACCAAUUUUUCAACCCUGUGUGUGUUCCCAAACAAGGACCAGUUGCACUCUGUGGCGGCUGAUGUUGAUGGGAUUUGGAGGAUGUUGGAGGCAACAGGGGAAAGAGCCUCAGAUCCACAAAGUCCCUUCCACCAGGUGGCUGAUGAGAUAUGUUGGCACAACUGCCAUAUUGCACCUUCAUCCUAAAGCCCUUGCUUGGAACUGUACUUCGCCGGACCUUAGCCUCAUCCAGGCCAAGGUGGUGAGACCCGUAGUGAUGACACCAUAGGUCAUGCUGAUCUCUGCACCAGACAGGAUGCUCUUGCCAGCAUACUUGGGGUCCUACAUGUACGCUGUGGUGUGUAUGGGCUUCAGGCAGAAGUCUUCACCCUUUUUGAUGUAUUUCAGAACUGCAGUUUCCUCUGCUUGGAGCAACAGUGAAGUGAGCAGGGCAGUACAGAUUUUUUCUCUUACAUCUGCAAGCAGAGUCUGAACAUCACACAGGAUGGCAUUGUUUCCCUCAACAGGUGUUGCUGGGCAGCUUCAAUGUGGUUCUCUUAUUUUUCUCACUUUGCUUGGUGAGGUAGAUUGCUGCUAUAACUUGAUGACCCUUCACAUACCUAAUCAUUUCCUUGGCUCUCUUGUAGAGUGUAUUGUUUUCAGUUGCAUGAUGUCCUUGAGGAGCAGAUUCAAUGCAUGUGCAGCACAGCCAAUGGGUGUGAUGUGAGGGUAGGAUUCUUCCACUUUAGACCAAGCAGCCUUUAUGUUCACCGCAUUGUAUGUCACCAGUGCAAAUACCUUCUGUUAUCCAAGGUCAUUGACUCACUUCAGCUCAUCUGCAAUGUAGAGACCGGUGAGUCUGUCCCUUGUCUGUGCUCUUGUAGAAUACUGGUUGAUGGGUGGAGAUGAUGUAGUUAAUUAUUCCUUGCCCAUGAACAUUCGACCACCCAUCAGAGAUGAUUGCAAUAGUCUGCUUUCUCUAUGAUUCGCUUGACCUUCACUUUAACUCUGUUGAACUCUGCAUCCAGCAAAUUAGUAGAUAAAGCUAGUUGGAGAGGUGUAUGCUGGGCGAAGAACAUUCAAAUCUCUUCCAAUACACAUUGGCUGUGAGCAUCAGAUUCUGAUGAUUCUGCAUCUUUGUUGCACACUUCACAUGAUUUGGCACAGUAUUUGCAAAUGUACACAGUUUUUCCUUCUAGCUGCAGUGAAAUGUCUCCACACAUCAGAUAGUGCCCAUGGAAUUUUCCUGUAGAGAUUAAGGGAAAAAAUGCGUAAAAAAACAAAUACAAUUCCAUGUAUAGAUAAAUAGGUUAAGCAGUUUGAUUAAACGACUUCUUUGUAAGAUAAAUGUUUUAAAAUGAAACAUGUAUGGAAAUAGGUGAACUAACACUCCUCAGUUUGCAGGCUCAAGCAAGCUAAAACAAACCAGCAGAAAUUGUUAGAAAUGAUUUAAACACACUUUGCUGUAGGCUACUAUUUACUAGUUAACAAAAAAUAUUGUAUGUCAUAUAAAAUAUAUUCACCCCACCCAAUAUUGUAAUCAAAACUUACCAGAAAGCAUGUAGUCCUUGGCUCAGACAGUGUAGUAGUGUUGGCUCAAUAGUAUCUCAUUAGCGUGCAAGCUCUUGAGAAUCAGCUGUACAUGUGAUGGAAGAGUGCACUGCAUAUGUGAUGUAAGAGUGCACUGUGCAUGCAGAAGGUUGCAAUUCCAUUGAAUUGGGGAUAGUUUAACCAAAAUAUGUCACAAGAUCUAGAAUGGCCUUGUGUAUCCAACAAAAAAAGGUGCACUUAACUUUUUAAAAUAAAUUUAAGCAAAAUUCCAGGGCUUUUUUACCUUUAUUUUACUA